Messenger RNA from Dinoponera quadriceps, 2162 nucleotides. It is a transcript of the gene PIG-V, whose product is annotated as GPI mannosyltransferase 2. The transcript is spliced from 3 exons. The coding region runs from base 548 to 1990 and encodes 480 amino acids. Lineage: Eukaryota; Metazoa; Arthropoda; Insecta; Hymenoptera; Formicidae. The record is from RefSeq and is a predicted model, not a curated record. Gene Ontology annotation, cellular component: endoplasmic reticulum membrane; mannosyltransferase complex. Gene Ontology annotation, molecular function: GPI mannosyltransferase activity; alpha-1,6-mannosyltransferase activity. Gene Ontology annotation, biological process: GPI anchor biosynthetic process.
CGCUUCAUACACUUUUGUGUACGUAACUUUCUUGGUGCGGUUAGUUCAAGUAAAAGGAACGAACCAGUUAUCUCUUGUUUCCCAUUAGUUUCGUAAUCAGACCGUUCAACUUCAACAUUCCAAUAAUUAAUUACUCUUUCUACCGUAUGGAGAAAUGGUAAUUAACAAUCUCAUUAUGGAAGAAUGGCGGGAAUUUUCUGUUGGCAUUAACUGUAAAGGCUUACAUUCAGGAAAAAUUCGCCGCUACCACCGGAUUUCACUCGCUGACAGAGCUGCAACAAUUUCUACUGAUGAGGGAAUAUCAUUCGCACGAGCGGUUUGCGUUCCUUCUACUUCCUUCCUCGUGUGAUAAGGGCGCACAGGAAGCCACCGAAUGCGUGAAUCACCGGUUAUAUUAUUAGAGCAUGAACAGAUUGAUCGCACACGCCCGUUUCAUAAUUUCUCACCAGGAUAACCGUGGCCGCUACAUUAUAUACACACAUAUAUAUACAUAUUAUCUGCGAUUAUACUUGGUGGAAAAAUUAAGCGAGCGCAAGGCGAGCGCAAAAUGUACACGCCGAGGAAAAAAGUCCUUUGGUUCGCGGUCGUUAGUAGAAUCGCGAUAUUUAUACUGCAAGUCAUUUUUAACGCAUUAACACCCGAUCAUCACGCAGACGCGUUUAAAAGACCCUCCGAUCCGACGGAGAAAGUUUCCCCGUGGGAUCGGGUGGCGUAUUUUUCACUCGACGGUCUUACGCGCUGGGACGGCGAGUAUUUCUUACACGUCGCGAGGUACGGCUACACUUACGAGAAUACCCUCGCUUUUUAUCCCCUGUAUCCGGGCAUGAUCCGCGUUGUCGGGGUAGUUCUGCUGAAGGUAUUCUCCCCCGCGCUGAAUAUUCCGAGCGCGUUGAUGCUGGCCGCGGCGCUCAUUAAUCUCACGUGUUUCGCAAAGUCCGCAAUUAUCCUUUACGAUCUCACCGAGAGCGUCUUUGAGGAUAACAUUACGGCUUACAAAGCGGCGAUACUUUACUGCAUAAAUCCGGCCGGCAUAUUCUUCACGGCCGUAUACUCGGAAGCGAUGUUCGCGUAUUUCACGUUCCACACCAUGCUCGGGAGCGUGAGACGCACGGCCACUAUUUAUUUCCCGCUGGCUCUGUCGACCCUGGUCAGGUCGAACGGUAUCGUCAACGUCGGCUUUCCCGUAUACUUCGGGCUGAAGAAUCUUUGCAGUUCCACGCCGCUACGGAAGCGUAAUAUCCUGUCGACCGUCCGGCAUAUUUUAAAACCGAUGACGUUAAACGAUUAUUUCGCCGCGCUGAGCACGCUGAUUAUAUCGAUGUCGCCGUUUCUCCUUCUACAGAUAUACAACUACGCGAAAUUUUGCGGCCCCGCCGACGCGUCACUGCCGGCGCACAUCUUGCGAUACGCCGCGGAGAACGAUCUCGUUCUAUCGGGGAAUGCGGCCUGGUGCAACGCCAGUGUGCCCCUGGCGUACUCGUACGUGCAGAGGAGGUAUUGGAACGUCGGCUUCCUGAGGUACUAUCGAUUCAAGCAGAUGCCGAAUUUCAUCCUGGCCUUCCCGGUGCUGCUGAUUAUGUUGCACUGCGUGAAGGAAUUCCUCCACGAACAUAAGGACGAAUUGUACUCGCUCGGAUUGUUCGACGGCAAAGCGAAAGGCGCCGUGAAGAAGUAUCCAUUGAAUAUGUUCGUCUUCGUGGCGCACGGACUAUUUCUCACGAUAUCUUGCUUAUUCUUCGUGCAUAUUCAAGUCAGCACACGCUUGUUAGCUUCCGCGAGUCCUUUGAUAUAUUGGUACUGCGCGUUGAUUAUGUCGCAUAAAGGUGUCGACUCACAGUACGAAAUCGGCGAGAACAUGCGCUCCAAAUGGAAGGUAUUCUUUUUAUCGCAGGAAAGGUAUACGCUGCAGGAUAAACUGGUGCUGUCUUAUUUCAUAGGGUAUACGAUCGUAGGAUGUUUUAUGUUUUCGAAUUUCCUGCCAUGGACUUGAUACGUUACAUUCUAUAUGCUUUGUUACUAAAAUGAAUAUUUCCGACACAUUCUCGUUGAAACUCGUAUAUAUAAUGAAAAUAUCGAAAUAAAAUGUAUAAUCGCAAAAAUAGGAAUAGUUUAUAAAUACUAAUUUUUCUUUAGAAUCUUUCAAAGGAAAGAUAUGUUUGUUU